Messenger RNA from Synchiropus splendidus (mandarinfish), 2137 nucleotides. RefSeq names its product phytanoyl-CoA hydroxylase-interacting protein (gene phyhip). Gene Ontology annotation, molecular function: protein binding. NCBI's taxonomy places the organism in Eukaryota, Metazoa, Chordata, Actinopteri, Syngnathiformes, Callionymidae. The record is from RefSeq and is a predicted model, not a curated record. The coding region runs from base 203 to 1291 and encodes 362 amino acids. The transcript is spliced from 4 exons. Gene Ontology annotation, cellular component: cytoplasm.
AAAAAUGAGGUUGGGGGAGGAGGAGGUGGUUGAGAGUGUUUGUGUGUGACACAGAGAGAGAGAUGAGAGCGCAGCAGAGAGAAGAGCUUGUGUGUUCGUUUCACCUCCUAAUCAGUUUUCCUCGCGGUCCUAUCAUCAGCUGCUGCAGAAGAGGCAGAGGCGAGGACCAAACAUAGCCAUCGUCCAUCUUCAACUCCACCAGAUGACAGACAUGGAGACCCCCCUCGCCACCCCAUGCAACAUCCAGAUAUGUGAGGUGACUUGUGAUUCCUUCCGCAUCGUGUGGGACAUGACCCCAGACGACACGGCCAGAGCCACGCACUACUUCAUUGACCUGAGCCGCAAGGGGAGCAGAGAUCCCAACCGCUUCAAACACAGGGACGUUCCAACCAAACUGGUGGCCAAGGCCGUGCCUCUUCCCAUGGCAGUGAGGGGGCACUGGUUCCUCAGCCCUCAGACCGAGUACUGUGUGGCCGUCCAGACGGCAGUUCGACGGCCCGACGGCGAAUACCUGGUGUCAGAGUGGAGCCCCGUGGUGGAGUUUUGCACGGGAGACUACGCCAUGGAGCACCUUCAACAGCUGCUUGACAAGGCAAAGGGAUCUGCCGGAAGGCUUCUGAAGUUCUCUGUGUUUUAUCGCAACCAGCAUCCGGAAUACUUUGACUUUGUCAGGUCAGUAACGGCUCCUGGAGUCACUCACGUCAGCUGUCGUUUCCCCAACAAAGCUUUUUCGUUUGAAACUAGGAAGGAAUGUGGUGGACUGAUGCGUCCCGCCCUGAAAGACAGCAGCGGGAGCCACGGUUCUCCCAUCAACGGCAAGCUGCACGGAGUCUUCUUCAGCUGCAACACGGAGUUCGACACAGGCCUCCCUCCCAAAGACUCUCCUUACGGCCCCCUACGAUUCCACAUCCCGGCGGGUUACCUCCUCAACCCAAAUAUAUCUUUAUAUUUUGCAGACUUUUACUGUAUGUACACUGCCUACCACUAUGUGGUGCUGGUUCUGGCACCGUUCGGUUCCGACGGCGACAACUUCUGCCGCACCCGUCUCCCGUCGCUGGACCUGGCCUCCAACCCCUUCCUCACUUACGCCGAACCCCAGAGGCCCGGGGAUGAGCCUCUCUUCUGUCACGCCAGUGACGUCAUACUGGAGGUGCUUUUCACGGACCCGGUCCAUUUGGACCAGGGCACGCUGCAGCAAAUCAGUGGCCACCAUCAGCUGAUGAGUUUGACCACAGCAAACGCCAAGAAAGACCCGAGUUGCAAGGUGUGCAACAUCAGCGUGGGCCGCUGAGGAGAGCGGCACUAUGGGACAGAUCCGGGAGUCCAAGUCACCGGAAUCCAGAACAGUGCAGGGCAAACAUUCCGCAACCAAUAUAUGAUCACUAAAAAAAAUUACAUUCCUAUCGGUGCUAGUUUUUAACAAUAAGCUAUUUGUAAUCCAGCUAUUUUUUAUUUUUGUUUGUGUUUAUGUUUGUGUGUAAUUGUCUUAUUUGGCAUGGAAUCACACUGAGGCCCCUCUUUUGAAAGGUUUAUUUAAAAAAGCAGCAGCAGUGUGGCCAUCAUCUUAAAAAAAACAACACUACGAAGCUUUCAUUUCUCACGGAGCCACUUCAAACCUCCUAAAAGAAAUCAAACAUAAUGAGAGCUGCCAACGGGAAGAGGCAGUGGGAGGAAUGAGAAAACACUGCAGCAGCAAGUGGUUGGUGGCGCAGGACUCACUGACUCACUGUCCUGAAAGCCCCCCCCCCCCGCUGCUUCCAAUUAUUAGAGUCCUCAUGCUUUGGCGUGCGAUAAAACUCGCAGACGAUGUGAAAAUUCUAAAUGGAAGAAAUCCCAGCCAAGUCGAACAGCCGGGGGUUGAAGACAGAUGCAAUAGUGCUAUGUUCUAAGAGCUCUAUUUUUGAAUGAAAGCUUUAUAUUGGACCACUAAAAGUGUUAGUAUUGUGUGGAGAGGGGACCGUGUCAGCUCUAUAAACAGCUAAGCUUAGCGUCGUAGUCAGUGCGACCUCUGGCAUAUUCAGGAAUUCCUGACACGUCCAGAGGGAGAGGGAUCCCUCCUAUGACGCACAGCGACGCACAACAUGGGCGUGACAAAUCAGAUGAAAUACAACCCAAUUUUGCAUAAAAAAUGUUUCGA